Fusarium pseudograminearum CS3096 is the source of this 5895-nucleotide messenger RNA. RefSeq lists its product as uncharacterized. Lineage: Eukaryota; Fungi; Ascomycota; Sordariomycetes; Hypocreales; Nectriaceae. The record is from RefSeq and is a predicted model, not a curated record. The coding region runs from base 1 to 5895 and encodes 1964 amino acids. The transcript is spliced from 3 exons. Gene Ontology annotation, molecular function: protein binding.
AUGGCUACGCAAAAUUCUUCCGUCGUCAGUACUAAUGGUGAGGAUCUCUGGAUCAAAGCCUUUGACUCUCUCGAUCCCGACCUGAGAUCGUCACUCGGCCAGACUACGACGGAUAAAUGCGACAUCCUAGCAGCUGUUCUCGACGCUGCUAAGAAUCUGAAGACCAUCAGUUUGCGCAAACGAUGGAUCUUUAAGCGAUCCAACGGGCAGGAGGUGGUCAUCCGAGAUGUUUUGGAAAAGAUCACCAAAUGGGUUGAUCGCUUCAAAGCUGUCGGUGACGCAGCCGUUCAAUUCGAUCCGGACAGAGCAGCAAUACCUUGGGCAGCCGUAAGAUUUCUUCUCCAAGCUCUAGUCAAUGACUUCGAAAGAUAUGCCGCUAUGGUACAGGCCAUCGAGGUUGUUUCUCGAAUUAUUACACGCUACAAGGAAUUUGAGAAUUUAUAUCUUGGCCGGCAACAACCUACCCAGCCUGCACUCGAGGGGGCACUCACUGUUCUCUAUUCAGAGGUUCUAGUCUUUCUGGCAAGAACCAUCACUUUCUUUUCUAAAUCCACCACAGGCAUUGCCGUAUGGACUGGAGAUGAUAGUGUCCAGAUCAUCCUAUCUCGAGAAGACGAAGUACUGAAGUUAGCCAAACUCCAGGAUACAUCAGACCUACGUUUUAUCGAGACUACAGUCCUGCGGAUGAAAGAUCAAAUCAACCAUAAUACCAAGCGUAUUGAAGAAGAGGAUUCUAUACAGAUGAUAUCAUGGCUUUCCAACGCGCCAAUUUCGAUCCACCACGAUACAAUAUCCCAGUCAAGAACACCGGACUUUGGACAGUGGCUCCUGCGCGAUGUGGAAUACAGGGACUGGUGUCAGUCAAGCUCUUCCUCUGCGCUCUGGAUCCAUGGAAUCACAGGCUCGGGCAAGACUCAUCUUUUUUCGGUUGUAGUUGACUCACUAUUGGCGGACAGAAGUGCGAACAAGGCCCUGUCGCCUUUUGCGUACUUUUACUGCCUUAACAAUGACUCUGAGCCAGAAAGGUCUUCUGUUGAUGGAAUACUUCGCAGUAUUCUCCGGCAAUUGACAAUCACGGAAAGCCAAAACGACGUUCGCGACUUCUUGUACUCCGACUUCCAACGUCGCUCCAGGUUGGCCGACAAACGAGGACUGGAACUCCCAAAGCUUAACAGAAAGGAAUGUGUGGCUCGCAUCCUUCAAGUAGCUGACGAGGACCCUAUUACUAUUCUACUCGAUAGUGUCGAUCAGGUUGAAGAGGAAUAUUGCACUAUCCUCUUGGACUCAUUGUUUGCAAUCAUGUCAAAGGCUGCGAAUGUCGUCAAAGUGCUAGUGACGAGCAGAAACAGUCUUGACAUCCUCCCAUUUAUACCCGUAUUGAAAGAGAUAACCGUGUCAGCCGAACGGACUCGCGAUGAUAUGUCACGGUUCAUUGCAUACAAGAUCGAUGAGGCCAAGUUGAUCAGCGGAAGACUCUCCUCCAAGACGAGGGACCAUUUGCAAAAAGCUUUGUUGGAUGGUGCAGGUGAAAUGUUUCUAUGGGCCCAUCGACAAAUUCAGCAACUUCGAAAGAUCAGAAUCGAAGAUGAUCUGCUGCCAGCUUUGCAGUCUAGUAUUCUUUCAGAUCUCGACCAAUUGUACGACAUUGAUCUCCAGCAAAUUUUACGUUCAGGGGAUACGUCGCGCCGACUCGCCAUCCAGAUCUUUUCCUGGCUGCUUUAUAUGAAAGCUCCACUGACACCGGACGCGUUGCUGGCCGCUAUCCUUGCGUCGAGUAUCAAGAUAUCAUCUUGUACAGUGGCUGAUAUUUCCGCUCUAUGUUCCAACUUGGUUGUCGUGGACACUAAGAGUCAAGUUGUUCGAAUCGCCCAUCAAUCGAUCCGAGAUUACCUUCUGCGUACUCGCCAGUCUCUCUUUUCUGCACCUGUAUCGAACACCCUGCUAGCCUCCACUUGUAUCAAUGCCAACGCUCUUGGAUCACCUGGUGGAGUAGACCUCAAAAUGUACAUGAGGCACUUCUACGUCUAUGCAGCCAUGUAUUGGGCAAGCCAUUUUCAAGGUUCUGGAGUGGUCGACGCAAAACAGGAGCUAUUCCAAGAGAUGUCGUUAUUUAUAUUCGGCGACGAGGGUCAUGAUGUCAGCCUUUCCUUCGAAGCUUGGCUCGAUAUCUGUAAAAACAUUGCCUCUGUCCUCCCAAUAGACCACGCCAUGAAGGCAGUUUUAGAUGCUAUACCUAAUGAGAGAUCGUCUCCUCUCUUUUUGGCCGCUAUCUUUGGGUUCGAUGGGCUAUUAUCGCUUCUUGCCGAACCAGAGAUGGAAACAGAUUGGAACCAGCGCAACAAUCUUGGUCACUCUGCAGUAUACCUGGCAGCUUCCUCAGGACAUAUUUCCACAGUGACAGCCUUGAUCAGACAAGGCGCGGCAUUGAAUGUGGAAUGUGGUGGAUAUGGUAGCCCUCUCUACGUUUCAUGCUUUAGAGGCUAUCAUGAGAUCGUAAUCCAGCUUCUUGAAUCUGGAGCUUCUCCAAAGUGCGGGACAAAGUUCAAAAGUGCGAUCCAUGCUGCUAUUUAUGGAGGUAAUGAAGAUAUCGUGGUCACUCUAGUACAGCACAGUCGAACUAUUACCUCUGAGCAAGAUUAUCAGGAAGUGGUGCUGAUGGCGACAGAGUAUGGUUUGAUCAAGGUCAUCAAUGAACUGAAGAAGCCAAAUUUCAAAUCAUUCAUCGUCAAGGAAACCCCAGAUCAACAUAUGAUGAAACUGGCGAGGACGAUCAGAGGGGGUCAGUUGGGAGUACUGAAGAGUCAACUGUCUAGGGAGGGGCCUAAGGCUUCGGAGGUAUUCCCUGUGGAUGCAGUUGCAAUCGCCUCCCUUUAUGGACAUCGGGAUGUUGUUGAGUUCUUACUUGAGCAAGGUCUGGAUAUUGAAGCUGAGGGCCAAUUUGGCACGCCGUUACGAUCGGCGAGCUUGAUGAAUCACAGAGCCACUGUUGAACUACUUGUUCAAUCUGGUGCGAACAUUAGGACAAAUGAAAAGAAAGGCAAUCCCUUGUAUGUCGCUGCGAUAAAGGGCUAUGCAGAUAUCGUCAGGAUCUUGCUUCACGAAGGUGUAGAUCCCACACGAAAUACUCCGACGGGGUCUUUUGGCAGUGUCUUGGAAGCUGCAGCCUAUUUUGGGCACAGGAAUAUUGUCGAAACGUUGCUCGAUCAUAGGAUGUCUGUUCCUCGGGUGUUGGAACUUAAGAAUGCGUUCCAUGCCGCUGCAGAAGGAGGCCGCCAUGAGGUCAUCAUGCUAUUCCUCGAUAGAGGCUAUAAAUUUAAUCUACCGGCAAUUUCGAGGGGUGGCGCACGUGGGUUACGAAACCGUUGUUGGGGAGUUGAUGAUUCUGGAUACUCGAGAGAUGUCAAUAGAGGACGGAAAACUGAAGUCAUUAAAGAUUUGGAGGAAAUGCAUAUCAACGAGGAUGCCACAGUGGUUGAGACUGGCGAUUAUCUAGAGGAUUUCUUUGAAGGCCUCUAUGAUCAGAGAAGAGCAUGCCCUCCUCCAAGACGUGUCAAUUGGCACAGAUCUGUCUCUAGACACUAUGCACUUGAGAUCAGUGCUGCUUGUGGGAGAGAAACGGUCAUCAAGGUACUGUUGGCGCAGAAAAAUACCGCCAGGGUUACGGAAGAUAAUGUCCACGUAGCCCUUGACGAGGCGGUAUACAAUGGUCAUUUGGGUGCCUUUCAACUCCUCCUUGAGGACAUAUCUACCAAGAGCUCUUUCUUGAGAUACUUUGACAACCAUUUUAGGAAAGCAGCACAAGCCCGGCAAGAGAACGUCAUUGAGUGUGCUCUCACGAGAGCCUUGGAAAUUGGCUACACAAAGGAAGAGAUUGAUGAACUGAGACUACGACUACCACGAGGGAGGGAAAAGUACAAAGCAGUCUCUAUUACUCACGACCUUCUCAGGUCAGAUUUUCUGGCAUCCUGUCAAUCAGGGAGUGUGUCAGAGCUUGAAGACAUCUUACAAUGCAAACAUGAGCAUCUGUUGCAAGAGACAGAUCUGUUGGAGGGAGUACAAAUUGCUGUAAAGAACGGAGGUGCACCGUUUUUGAAAGCGUUAUUCAAGUACCGCUCAGAACUGGAGGAGCUCGCGAUUCCCAGUCAGGCAUUGGUAUCUGCGGCUGGAAAGGAUCUGGAGACAUCAAAGCUGCUGUUCCUUCGUAGAGAGAAUUUCCCGUACUCUCUCCAUCUACUGGGUCAAAUGAUGCAUUCGGCUUGCAGGAACGGGCAACCUGAAGUCAUCGAGUACCUAGUGUCGGAUUUCGGUGUCGACGUCAACACCAACAUUCUGGAAGAUAUUACGGACCGUGUCGAAGAUUUGGAAAGUAUUAUGGAUGUUUCAGGCCGGGAUAACGACAGCUCAGAAACAUCCCAGGGGGUUCGAUUUAUUAGCCCUCUACAAGUCGCCCUAGCUUGCUUUCAAUCCUUUGGGAAGACGUCUAGGAAGACGUCUAAUCCAGAGGUCUUUGAAAAUGAAUGCUUUUCCGGGCAUGAGAAGGUUGUUCAAACACUUCUCAAUCUUGGGGCCAAUCCAAAUUCUCUCGGUGGAAAGGCCGACUACCCACUUAAAUACGCGCUGAGAUUCUGCUCGGCCACGGUGGUAAAAAUACUCAUCGGAGCAGUGGCAGAUAUCAGGCUUGCAUCUAAGGAUGAUUCAGCUCUGGUGAUAGCAAUUCAGAGAGAAAGGGACGCAAUGUCAGUUACAUCCAGCGUCCUGGACGCUGGCUAUCCUCUACCUGAUUAUUGUGAGCAGGGAAAGACGUUCAUUGAGACACUUCUUAACUCUUUGAUGACCUAUUACACGUGGUCGUUCUAUCCAGACAAGGAGUAUCAUCAUUAUAGACACUUCCACACUCUGACUGUGGAGAGAAUCUUUGACCAAGGGCCUGGAGCUGUCCUCGAGCUUCUUCUACAGAAGUACGAUACUGGCAAGUUAGAUGAUAUAAGGUACAUUCGGACUCUUCAAAUGGCCUGCUAUGUCGGUAAAGCAUCAUUUGUUGACUUGCUACUGGCUCGAGGUGUUGAUGUAAAUGCGACAGCAUACAUUAUCGGCAGUGCUGUAGAGGCGGCGGCCCUGGCCGGACAUACAAGCAUUGUAGGACGCUUACUUCAGGCAGGAGCGGAUAUAAAUAACAUUCACGGCAAAUGGGAAACGCCCCUUCGAGCAGCCACCUUUGGUGGCUAUUGCGAUGUCGUGCAAAUCCUGCUUCAACAUGGCGCGAUUCUCAGAGAGCAACUAUCUACGCGUUCACGAGAUCCAGCAUCACCAAGCCUUCUCCAACUUGCUGUAAAGAAAGGCUAUACAGAUAUUGUAAAAACAUUUCUUGCAGCGGAUUCAACUAUUACUAGUCAUGGAGAUUGCUUGCAACCUCCCCUUAUUAUGGCCUGCAAGAAGGGAGAUAUUACAAUGGUCGAACUAUUUCUACAGGCUGGCGCUCAUGUAAAUAUACAUGGUCGCAAAGACGGUAGACCAUACAUCUGGACCAGUAAUGGAAGUCCACUACAUGCUGCUAUUUUGGGUGGAUACAUUGGUCUUGUGGAGAAACUGCUCUCAGGAGGAGCCGAUGUCAACUUUUAUGUCGACGAAUGCAUCUUUAAAACACCACUUCUAGCAGCGUUCUACCAAGGAGAUCCUAAGAUAGUACGCUUACUUCUUGCUAACGGUGCUAAUGUCCCCAGAUCCGUAAGCAUUAUGAUGGAUCUCGGGUCAAGACCUGGAUGCCGAAUCAAUGAAGAGUCUAUCGCAGUUCUUGCUACAGAGGAUGAGCGUAGCCUUCAAGAAGCCUGCCUGAGGAAGUUGCAAUGGCUUCGAGGCCUUACAGAAGAUAUGUUCCAUUCAAUUCUAAAAGCAUAG